AAGGGGGGAAAAAACCAGAGGGAGAUAUGGAGAUCAAUCAUUUCAGUCACGAGCACCCGUUGAGCCUCAUUCAAAGUGAGAAGAAAAUCAGAAGAGAGUACAGGGAGAACAUUAGAUGCGAAGGGUGCGAGAAAUUGUGCACCUUUCCGCUCUAUGCUUGUGCGGAAUGCUCGUUCUAUCUGCACAAGUCAUGCGCAGAGUUGCCGGAAGAGUUCCAAAAUCCCUUUCACUCACAUCCUCUCACGCUAGUCUUUGAUGUGGAUAUAUCAUUUGCCUGCCAGGCUUGUUUCAAAGGAUGCAAUGGGAUCCACUUCCACUGCGAGGUAUGCAAUAUUGACCUGGAUGUCGAUUGUGCUCUUCUAAAGCCCACUGUAGAAGAAGGGUCUAAGCAACUACAACACUUCACCCACUUCCAUCCAUUGGCACUCGUUGACAAAGUUACUCGUCGUGUCAAGUGCCUUGUAUGUGGGGAACAUUGCUUGGGUCCUUGCUAUGGCUGUGAACCUUGCGGCAUCUUUCUUCACCAACCAUGUGCUGAAUUCGAGUACCCACCAGAGAUCCCGCACCAUAUUCAUCCAUGCCCUCUCGCCCUGCAAACUCGAGUACAUUCCUUUCGCUGCCGAGCCUGUGACACUUGUAUGCUGGGCAUUUGUUAUCAUUGUGAGUUGUGUAAAUUCUCCAUUGAUGUUGAAUGUGCUCUAUUGAGGCGCAUUGUGUCCGAAGACCAAACGCAGAUUAAACAUUUUAGCCAUCGGCAUCCCCUUUUCCGUAGGAAAUUAGAUGACCGUGACAAAUUAAUUAAUUGCUUUGCAUGUGGAAAAGACUGCUCAGGACGACCAAUCUAUGUUUGCAGCCAAUCGGAAUUUGCACUCCAUGAAUUCUGUGCUUCGGUUGAGCCGAAGAUCUAUAACCUCCUUCACCCACAACACCCUCUAGCCCUUGUGGUGAGAACAACUGAGGAAUAUACAACCCAAGAAGGAUUUCGAUGCAAUGUGUGCUUUGACGGCUGCAAUGACUUAACCUACCGAUGUGCACCGUGUAACUUUAACUUGCAUUAUCAUGAAUGCUCUAUACUAUUUCCCACAAUAAAAUAUGAAGGUCACAGACACCUUCUCUUAUAUGUGGAGAAGAUAGGCCCUGGAGGUAAGUGCAACGCCUGUGACGGCCACUGUGAUUCUUCGCUACUCCGUUGCCCUCAGUGCAAUUUCAAUCUCCAUCUUCGUUGUUCUCCAUUACCAUAUACCAUCAAACACAACUGUCAUAUAGAUUCUCUCAUCCUCGAAGAAUCCCCCGCUGAAGACGAAAUAGAUUCUCUCAUCCUCAAAGAAUUCCCCGUUGAAGACGAUUCAGAUGAGGAAUUCUACUGCAAUGUUUGUGAGGAGAAAAGAGAGGAGCGACGACAUCCCAUUUAUUAUUGCGCAGAUUGUCCAUUUGUAGCUGAGGUCUCAUGUGUGAUCUCUGAGGUUGUACGGUGGCUAAAGGGAGAAUAUGGGGAUGUGGAUUUGAAGACGCCUGAAGGAAAAUUUGCUGGAAAGGUCAUUAGCAAAAGGCAGGAGGUGGAUAAGAUAUGUAAAACAGAAGCAGCACAAGCAAUCCCAAUAUGGAGAAAGCCAGAAGUAGAAAAAGUGGAGGUUAAGCAUCAUUUAUCACUCUCAGAUCAUCUACUUAAUUUUUUCAGUCAGAUAUGCCAAAAGGAAGAGGCACAAGCAAUCAAAACCUCGGGUCAUAGAUCAAGGCCUUUCACUGAAGAGGAGAAACAAGAAUUGGAACAUAUUUUAUUGACUAGAGAAGUGGAAACGAGUAGCGCUGGAAAGAUAUCGUUUGAUGUGCAGGAUAGCUUAGAUAUUUCCAUCUAUUGGGACAAGGAAUAUAAAGAGCUUUUGCAAAAGCUUGAUUCCAGCCAAGCUAAGGAUUAUAUGGAAUUUUGGGAAGAAAAGGAGGAGCUUGUUAAAGUUAGGGAUUACUUGGUGCCUGAGAGCUUGGUCCCUAUCCUGGAAAGUUUGUUUGCCAAAUAUGGGGAUGUCAGUGAUGAUACCCAAUCUCCUAGGGUAAAGAUGUUUCUGUUUGUCAUAUUAUGUCGGACUAUAGACAGCAUGUGCAAAACCAAGGUUUUGGACAUCUCAGAAGGUCAAUUAAUCAAUUGGUGGAAGUACUUGAAAGCCUUGCAAUCUGCGGGGUUCAAAAUUCAGUUUGCUUUGGAUCGUUUGCAUAGAGUUGUGCGUGCUUACAUUGGACUCCAGCUUCAAGAACGAGUAACCAAAAACCGUUCAUAUCUUGAUGAAGAAAUUAGUAAGAAAUCUGAAGAAGUCGAGAACCUUGAGAAAACGUUGGAUGCUCUUAAGGUCAGACGAAAGCAGAUAUCUGAAGAAUCUGUGAGAAAGUCAAGCUCAGCUGGGGAGUGCUUGAGAGAGGCCACCAAAUUGAAGUGGAGGAAAGCUGGUGAGUGCCUACAGCCAAAUAAGCUCAGGUAGAAAUUUCUGUAGAAGAUUUUCUUCUCUAUGUUUUUCCCCCUUUCUUUUUAAGAUCCUUAAAUUUAAGCAUUUUCUCAGUGGUCACAUUAUAUGAAAGUAAUUAAUUGUGUUGGUGUUAAGUGAACCACAACUUUGACAAUGCCGAAGAUUGUAUGUCAAUUACCACUAAAAUCUGUAUCUUGUAGGUGAACACUUAAAAGAAGCUGCUGUGUUUUCCAUUGUACAUCCCUAUCACCUUCAUUAUUAUGCAAAGGAAAUGGCAUAGUUGUAGUUUACUAGUUUAUUGAAUUUGCAUACAAAAAACUGAAGUAGGGUGAGAACAAAAUGUAAUCUCAGACAUGUUUGUUGAUGUUACAUUGUCUUGAAUAUCUUGGCCUCCUUCUAGGAUUUGGGAUCAAAUGCCAAAUGCAUCAAGGAUUGAGA
Corylus avellana is the source of this 2894-nucleotide messenger RNA. RefSeq lists its product as uncharacterized. Lineage: Eukaryota; Viridiplantae; Streptophyta; Magnoliopsida; Fagales; Betulaceae. The record is from RefSeq and is a predicted model, not a curated record.